Messenger RNA from Darwinula stevensoni, 6207 nucleotides. NCBI's taxonomy places the organism in Eukaryota, Metazoa, Arthropoda, Ostracoda, Podocopida, Darwinulidae. The record is from the annotation of a GenBank genome assembly.
AUGGAAAGACGUCCGUGUUUGCUACCGUUCCUCUUCUUCGUGUCGUUCUUCCUCCUCCUGUCGGAUGCAGUCGGAGAGAGAGGGAAGACCGGAUCCAAACGCGACGGACAGCCGACGAGGAGGCGAUACCGGGUGAUCUGCCACGUGACCUCGUGGUCGGGCGAGAGGCCUCCUCCCUUCGCGUUCAAGCCGUCGAUGACGAACGCUCGGAUGUGCACCCAUCUCGUGUACAGCCAGGCCAAGAUCGGCGAGGCCGGGACCGUCGCAUCCAUCGCGUCGCACGUGGAUCUCGGACCCGAAGGAGGCUGGACCGAGGCGGCCGAGGUCAGGGAUCGCCUCGAUCCCGACCUCAAGAUCGUGCUCGCCCUUCGCAGCGGAUCCAGGGACGGCGGGAGAUUCUUUCAGGUCUCGUCUCGACGGGAGUCUCGCUCGAAACUCGUCUCUUCCAUCCUGGACGUCCUCACCCGAUUCCGCUUCGACGGCAUCGAAUUCGACUGGAACGAACCCGACGCCGAGGAGAAGACGGCGGAGACGCGGCGAGGCAUGGAAGCCCUGCUACGCGAGACUCGGGUGGCACUCGGAAGGGAAUACCUCGUCGGACUCAAGGUGUCGGGGGAUCGACAGGUGGCCGCGGUCUCCUACAACGCCUCGAACCUACAUCCUCACGCGGACUGGAUCACGGUGGCCACUUACGACCUCGUCGACCCCUCGGAUCCGCAAUUCUCUUCCUUCAAGCACCCUUCCCCCCUCUGGCCCCUUCCUCAGGUCUCCCAACCUCAACGUCUGAACGUCGAUGCCGGAAUCCGAUGGUGGGUGUCCCAAGGGGUCCCGAGCGGGAAGAUCCAGAUGGCCAUUCCGACCUACGCUCGAACCUACGCGUUCCUGCAGACGAGUCCCAGCAGAAGACAGGGCCAUCUUCCCAUCUCCCUUCGUCCGACCGGCAUCGGAGAGCGACGCGACGAUACGACACGAUUCCGACGGCUCGAAGGGAAGGUGUCGCUUUGGACUCCGGACGAAGAUAUACCGCCGAACGUGACGUACUUCUGUCGAACGGAAGACGCUCCCCGUCCGAAGGGAGCAGCUAAUGAGUCCUAUGGAAAUCGAAGGUACUCCGAGUCGGGAACUCGAGCGUAUCGGCGGGACCGAGGAGGCGAAUCGCACGGGCUUGACUCGAACGUCACGACGGAGGCACGCAGCCUCGACCCCGAUUUCCGGUCGGAUCGGGAGCGAAGACUUCGGAGGACGAGGCAUCGCACGAAGGAAGACGAUCGCAUCCUUAGGGCAGCAGCCGCGAUGGACGCACGGCGGGGUCGUCGCUCCGACCCCACCGACGUGCACCUCGUCUCACCGGGCCCGAGCCCGUCGUUCGCACGGCGAUUCCGCGUCCCCCUGGGAUUUACACGUCGUCGACGAGACGGUCUCCUGCCGCUUCCCCCCUUCCAGAGGAAGAGCGAACGGGAAGGCGACGAGAACGACGACGAGGCGAGAGAGAGAGGAGAAGAGGACGGUGUGUUGGUUUUCCUCCUGGUCCCGGACCCGUCCGGGUGCCUCAUUCGUUCCGGAGAGGAUCCCUUUUUCCUCCUGUUCUCAUCUCGUCUACGCCUUCCUCCACCUGGAUCCCGAGAACCUGGCGGAUUCGUGAAACGAGUGCGAGAAGCCCGAGACAAAAGCGGGAGUGCCACUCGGCUUUUGUUCGCCCUGGGAGGCUGGACGGAUUCUGGGAAUUCCCCCGGGUAUUCCCUCGUCCUCCGGGACGAAGGUUCGCGAUCCGAGCUGGCCGCAAACAUCAAGGACUACAUCCUCGAAGAGGGUUACGACGGGAUCCACUUGGACUGGCAACAUCCCGUCUGUUGGCAGGGGGACUGCCAACAGGGGCCUCCUUCCGACGGUCUCCACUUCUCCCUCUUCAUAAGGGAGUCUGCAGGAGACGUCUUGCUGGGAACUCCGGCACCGACGCGUGGAGACGAAGAUGGAGGCUCGGCUCGGGCCAAAGCGUACCUCAGGUACGAUGCCCCGAGGACAGACCGGGAGCAGAACCGAGAGUCGAACGACUCGGGCGAUGGAUAUCGGGAACCUGCAGACGUUCCCAUGGACUCGACCGAGAGCCACGACUCGCGGAAUAGCCUCGUGAACGCGACUAAAACCAUGCAAGUCGUGAAUCGGGAAUUGAGAAAGGAGCUGAAAGAUGCGGUGAUCUCGGUCUCUCUUCCACCGACGACGGAGAUCCUGGACCGAGGAUACGACCUUCGAGCUCUGGGAGAAAAUGUGGAUUUCUACGUGCUGGGCACGUGGGCCUUCGGAUCGCCCUGGGACAGCCACGCCCAUCACAUCUCGCCCGUCUCUUCUUCUUCUCCGUCGCAUCCCAGCAUCGUAAGGGCCGACGUAUCGCAUUUCGCUCGACGGAGCCUGUCGUCGGUCGAGGAUUCGCUCUCGACGAUGCGCGUUCUGAACCGUACCCCUCUGCGACCGAACCCGUGGAACGUCUCCGAAAAGGGAAAGAAAGACUCGACGGAACCGGCGUCACGACCGAGGCGAAGGGCGCGCCGAUUCGAGACCCCAGACGGGACUGCCAUCCCGUCGGCAGGCAUCCGAUCGUUGCCCGGGUCUAUCCGAUGCGAAGGGGAACGCGAAGAUCACGGCAGACCCCAUUCGUCUAUUUCGACGACGGGAAUCCGAGUCCUCGAAUGGAUCGAGAUGCACUCGUCCGUCGGGGAGUCUCGGCACGGCUCCGAGAGGCGAGGUGAUCGCCGAAACCGGUCUCCUCGAAUUCUACGAUCGAGCGAAGGACGAGACGAAGUCUCCGAAGACGUCAUCGUCUUCCGAGAUCUCGCGAACGCCUGCGAUGCCAUGCGUCCCGAGAGGUUGCGGGCCGGAUCGGAGGCGCACGGGAUUCGAGGUCGGACGAGUCACCCCACGGAGGGAAGGGAAGAGAGAGCGAUGACGAACCGAGUGUUCGCGGUAGUCCGGAUCGGAAUCCCCAGGGGCGAGGAGCGGGUGGUGAAAGAGGUUCUGGCGAGGGGAGCGAAGAAGGACGAAGUCGUCGUCGGGAUCCCGAGUUUCGGACAGGCUUUCCAGUCGAGCGAGGACUUGGAGACCGGGGGGAAUUCCGAGGGAUCCAUCUCGUCGGUCGGCCCCGGGUCGCCCGGUCCCUUCACCCGUCAACCGGGACUUCUCUCGUACCACGAGAUCUGUCUCAAAGUGAAGAAGGAUGGCUGGAAGAAAAAGGAAAGCACGACGGAUGCGGAGAAUGCUCUCGCCUACAAGGGAUCUCAGCUGGUUUCCUUCAAUUCCCCGUUGGACAUCCAAAGGAAGGGGGAAUACGUGAUGAAAGAAGAUCUCGGUGGAUUGGCGUUAUGGAGUCUGGACAUGGAGGAUUUCCUCAACGUGUGCUGUGAGGGAGCUUUCCCGCUGCUCGCGGCCGCCAUGCGGUCACUCGGGAAGGGGACGAAGGCGUCCAUUCCCGGUUGUGAUCCUCCCCCGGAACCCGUCACCCCUCCACCACCUUCACUCCUCCCUCCGGACUCACUCGCCACAUCAGAGGGAGAGGAGGCGGUGAUCCCCACGGGGAAAGAAUGCGAAGGCGAAGGGAGUCGACGAGAGAUUAGCGGUCAUUGUCACACCUACGAGGAGUGUCACAACGGCUUUUGGUAUCGCUUUUCCUGCCCUCCAACCAUGUACUUCGAUCCCGGUCUUCGGGUCUGCGGAUCGUCCCAGCCCAAGUCGUGUGGUGAGUCAUCAAUGAUAAAAAAAGGAGGAUAUUUCGAAGCGGAUUUAAGGCAUCGCGAAGCUCUCCCAGAGACGGAGCCCAUCCCGUACCAUGAUGACUUUUCGGAAUCCUCGGAGACGUGCCGAUUGGGAGAGGUGAAACCUUCGACGACGAGCUGCUCCGAGUUCCUGGAAUGUUCAUCGGAGGGAGUGUUUGUGAAGAAAUCUUGUCCGGUGGCCCUGCAUUUCAAUCCGCAAACUUUCACCUGCGACUGGAGUUUCCGCGUCUCCUGUCGGUUCAAAGGUCUCCCCUCCCUUUCUUUCCGUCCGUCACGAGAACGGAGAAACGCGGAUUCCACGUGUCGAGAGAAUCGUUUGCUUCCAGUGGAGCUAGGAGAGACGGCGACGAGAUGCAGCCCGGGGGAUCAGAAGGGGGUGGACCGAGACUGCGGCUCGUUCCUGCGAUGCUCAGACGGUGAAUGGCGGAAGAUGUCCUGUCCUCCUCCCCUCCUCUUCCACUGGGUUUCCGUCUCCGUUCUUCCCUCUUACCUCUUUGUCGCUCGCUCGUCCUCAACUUCUAUCUCUUUGCGUAUGCAGGACAAAAAAGUGUGCACGAGUCGAGAAAAAUCUGACUGUCCUGGAAGACUCGAAAUGGGCGAAAAGGAGGUGAAACUCCCACACACUACUGUCACUCCCACCCUUCCCCCCAUCCGUCCCACUCCACCUCCCCCUGCUCUUCUAUCCUCUUCUUACAGUCUGCCCACCGUGAAGGAGAUUCCCGGCUCCGUGACCCAGAGUAAGAAGAUGGUGGUGUGUUACUUCACAAAUUGGGCGUGGUAUCGACCCGGAGAAGCGAAGUAUAUGCCCGAAGACAUCAAUCCUACCCACUGCUCUCACGUUGUCUAUGCCUUUGCCGUCCUGGACUACUCCACGCUUCUCAUGAAGCCUCACGACUCCUGGGCCGACAUCGACAACAAGUUUUACGAGAGGGUCGUGGAACGCGGGAAGAAAACGGGUAUGAAAGUGAGUCUCGGAUUGGGGGGAUGGAACGAUUCCGAAGGAAACAAAUACAGUCGGCUGGUGAACAGUCCCUCGGCCCGAACGCGAUUCGUCCAGCAUGCCCUCCUCUUCCUCGAAAAAUACGGCUUCGACGGCCUCGACCUGGACUGGGAAUAUCCCGCCUGUCCGCAGGCGGAUUGCAAAGGUCCCGACUCCGACAAGGAGGGAUUCGCGAAGCUGGUCGAGGAAUUGAGAAUCGCUUUCAGACCGAAGGGUCUUCUCCUUUCCGCCGCCGUCUCGCCGAACAAAAAUAUCAUCGAUAAGGGAUACGACGUGAAGAGUCUGAAUCGGAACCUGGAUUGGAUCGGGGUCAUGACCUACGAUUAUCACGGACACUGGGAUAAAAAGACGGGUCACGUCGCUCCUCUCUUUCAUCACCCGCUCCACGACAUCCAUCAUUUCAAUUCUGACUUCACCAUGAAAUACUGGCUGGAGCAAGGAGCGAGUCGGGAGAAGUUGGUGAUGGGGCUCCCCCUGUACGGCCAGAGUUUCAACUUGGUCAGUCCCCAGGUCACCGGCCUCAGUGCCAAAGCGUACGGACAGGGAGAUGCCGGUCCCUUCACCAGGGCACCUGGGUUCCUCGCCUAUUACGAGAUCUGUCGGUCCCUUCGGAGCGGGAAUUGGGACGUCGUCACCGACCCCCAAAAUCGAAUCGGUCCGUUUGCAUACAAGGGGAACCAGUGGGUUUCUUUCGACGACGUCAACAUGAUCGAAAUGAAGGUGGCCCCCUUUCUCUACCGUCUUUCGGCGACCGUCUCGUCGUCUCCUCCCGUUCUCAUCGUUUCCAUCGCGUCCGUUGCAGACGAGGGGAAGCACCCUCUAAUGAACGUCAUCAAGAGCGUAUUCCUCUCCUCCCCCUCUUCUCUCCCCAUCGGUGAAGGGAUAGAAGUGGUGUCAGUGCCAGACAAGCCUAAGGACAUGACGGGGGUAGGAGGACAAUCGAUGAAAGAGGAGGGCAUCAUACCGAUCUUGGUGGUUGUAGACGCCGAGAACUCCACGAAGCCGACCACAACCACAACCACAACCACCACCACCACCACCACCACUCUUCGUCCUACUUCCAAGCCACGGCCUCCUUCGGACUCGAACGCAGCAGGCGGAGGAUGCACGUCGUCCAGAUACGUUGCAGGACCAGGUUGUGAAUCCUUCAACAUCUGCCUAUUCGGCGAUUGGAUACAGAUGUCUUGCGGCACUGGCACCUUUUUCAGCGAAACGAAGAAGAAUUUGAGCCCAAUGAAGAAAGAGACACCGGUAUGCAAGAUGAAGCAAGAAUUCAUUGGCAAGAAGAAGAAUCCCUCGACAGGACAGAGAUACGACUCGGGAGGAAUAGUAUUUCUGCAUCGUGGCUUCCAAGAGGUUGAAUCGGCAGAUGGCAUGAAGCCCAAGAUUGCAGACUUCCUCAAAUGCAAGUUGAAUAUUGAAGAACCUGGUGUCAUGCAAUAG